Molecule: messenger RNA, 1522 nt
Organism: Pygocentrus nattereri (red-bellied piranha)
Lineage: Eukaryota; Metazoa; Chordata; Actinopteri; Characiformes; Serrasalmidae
Product: zona pellucida sperm-binding protein 4-like
Exons: 8
Coding region: 344-1522 (392 amino acids)
Biological process (GO): prevention of polyspermy; binding of sperm to zona pellucida
Cellular component (GO): egg coat
Molecular function (GO): acrosin binding; structural constituent of egg coat
Source: RefSeq, a predicted model, not a curated record
ACCAGGGGAUCGACUCUCCUCUCCCCGAUUGGACCCACUGUCCUCUCCUGAAUUUGGUCCACUGUUCCCUACACCAGCGGAUCGACUCACCUCUGCACGACUGGGGCCACUGUCCUCUCCUGUAUUUGGUCAACUGUUCCCUACACCAGGGGAUCGACUCUCCUCUCCCCAAAGGAAGCCACUGUCCCCUACACCAGUGGAGCCACUGUCCUCUCCUGAAUUUGGUCCACUGUUCCCUACACCAGGGGAUCGACUCUCCUCUCCCCGAUUGGACCCACUGUCCUCUCCUGAAUUUGGUCCACUAUUCCCUACACCAGGGGAUCGACUCUCCACUCCCCAAUGGAUGCCACUGUCCCCUACACCAGUGGAGCCACUGUCCACUCCUGAAUUUGAUCCACUGCUCCCUACACCAGGGGUUCAACCGCCCACUUCCCAAUGGGAGCAACUGUCCCCUACACCAACCAGUAUGCAGGUGACUGCGAUGCCCUCAUCUCUUGCGUUGCAUUCAAACUUCAAAAAAGGCUGCAGCUUUCCUAGUGGUCAGAGAUUGCCGUGUGGUCGUCCUGGGACUACAGCUGCCGAGUGUCUGAGGAGAGGAUGCUGCAGAGACGAGGCGACUUUCGCCUGUUACUACCCCAUGGAUGUAUGUUUGGCCGACAGGCAGUUCAUCUUUGUCGUUCCCUCCAACGUUGCUGGUUUGCCCAUAAACCCUGCACGUCUGAUGGUGGUGGGGAGGAGUAGCUGUAAACCAGUCAUUGCCAACAGAGACUUUGCCGUUUUCAAGUUUGGGGUGACGGAGUGUGGAACACAUUCUUACCAAAUUGGAGAAACAACCGUUUACUUGGCUGAAGUGCAGUCACCAAUCAGGAAGCGCGUCCUGCAGUACGGCAUCAUUACCAGGGAUAUUCCUGUCAGGCUUAUGGUUGAGUGUCGCUACUCAAAGGGCAGUUUGGACCUUGCGGACUCUCCGGUCCUUGCAGACCCUCUGGCGCCGCAGGCUUCUCAAAGCCGUUUGAUGAAGGGCUGGGCUAGUGCUGGAUACAUGGUGAAGAGUGCCAGCCUGCCAGCCUUGGUGAGGGCCAAGGGACUGUAUGGAGUCCAGCUUCGGAUUGCGCAGGAUGAGACCUUCACCAAAUUCUGCUCUGAGGAUCACCAGCCCCUGAAAGUUCUCCUGGGUAAACCUGUGUACCUGGAACUGCGAAUAAACGCUCCCAACCCUAAAGCCACUCUGGUGGUGCACUACUGCGUGGCCUACCCUCGCUCUGCUAAGAGUGCCUUGGUGCUGCUGUAUGAGGGUUGCCCCAACCCUCUCGAUUCCGACAACAUCUCGAUCCUCUACGUGGCCGGCCAAUCGCAGGAUCCCCACGUGCGGCGUUUUGAAGUGAAGGCCUUCCAGUUUAUGGACAAGUCCACCAAUAAAUACCUCAAUGAGGAGAUCUACUUCAUGUGCUCUACCGAGGUCUGUAUGCCGUCCCAGACUCCGUGUAAGGAGACCUGCUUUGAUGGCAAGGUGUGUUUUUAA